This is a messenger RNA of Zingiber officinale, 1539 nucleotides long. RefSeq lists its product as uncharacterized. The coding region runs from base 205 to 1347 and encodes 380 amino acids. Lineage: Eukaryota; Viridiplantae; Streptophyta; Magnoliopsida; Zingiberales; Zingiberaceae. The transcript is spliced from 6 exons. The record is from RefSeq and is a predicted model, not a curated record.
GUCAAACCCUAAGCCAUUCUACUUCCUUCCCGUGCUUUCGAGAAGGGACGAUCGGGUCUGUGUUCUCGAGCUCUGCUGUCAUUUGGCGCAGCUAUAAAAGGAGGCUUUGAUUUCGGUUCCGAGGAAGUAUUUUGAUUUCAUUUGUGCGAGAUCGUACUGAGAUUUUGUGCUUUGCUUCUGUUUCCUGCAUCGAGAGGAGGAAUCAUGGCGGGCGACGGCGUGAAGUGGGAUGGAUUGCUUAAAUGGAGCCUCUCGCACGCGGAUGGGACGCGCCCUGCUCGAAACUUGAGUGAGGAGGAUAGGAAGUGGUUCAUGGAAGCCAUGCAAGCGCAGACAGUCGACGUAGUUAAAAGGAUGAAAGAAAUCACCCUUGUCAUGAAAACCCCGGGGGAUGUUCUAGAUGCGCAAGGCAUCAAGCCGUGUGAUAUAGUAGAUAUGUUGGAUGAGCUUCAAGAGCAUGUUGAAUCUAUUGAUAUGGCAAAUGACCUCCACUCCAUCGGUGGCUUAGUCCCUCUGCUUGGUUACCUUAAAAACUCUGAUGCUAGUAUUCGGGCAAAGGCUGCAGAUGUUGUAACUACCAUUGUGCAGAACAAUCCUCGCAGUCAGCAACUUGUAAUGGAAGCCAGUGGUCUUGAACCUCUCCUGUCAAAUUUUGUUUCAGAUCCUGAUAUAACUGUUCGCACAAAAGCCCUUGGUGCAAUAUCUUCUUUGAUUCGGAACAACAAGGAAGGAAUUAAUGCAUUCCGAAUAGCAAAUGGUUAUGCUGGGCUCAGAAAUGCACUAGGUUCAGAGAAUAUCAGAUUUCAAAGGAAAGCGCUCAACUUGAUCAACUACCUUCUUCGGGAGAACAAUGCAGAUUGCAGUGUUGUUUCAGAACUCGGAUUUCCACGGCUAAUGAUGCACCUAGCCUCCAGCAAUGACUCGGAUGUGCGAGAAGCUGCGCUGGGAGGCCUGCUAGAGCUGGCUCGGGAUAGGACCUCAGGUAGCAGCACUGCCUUUGCCGAAGAAGACAAGCUCCGGGAAGUCCUCCAGGACCGUAUCCAAAGCAUCAGUUCAAUGUCAGCUGAAGAUCUAGGGGCAGCCAGGGAGGAGAGGCAUCUCGUCAAUUCUCUUUGGAAUACAUGCUACAAUGAACCGUCAUCUCUCCGGGACAAGGGCCUUCUAGUACUUCCAGGAGAAGAUGCACUCGAGCUUCCACCUGAUGUUGCCAGCAAAGUCUUUGAGCCUCCACUUCGUGCUUGGGCAGCUGAUAGACCGCAGUCAAGUUCAGUUGAUGAUAAGAAGAAGGCAGCGAGUCCACUGCUGCUAGGCCCUGGGCCUGCAGAUAGUUCGCACCAAGAGCAAUGAAAUCUGUGGCGGACUGAUCCACUUAGUGCUGUUUCCCUAGUUACUUUUAAUUAACGUUUCAGUCAAUCAUCAUGGUGUUUUAGAAGUUAAUGUUUCUCUUAUAAACUAUGCACAAUGAUGUUUCUCGAGCUUACAUAAGCUUUUGCCUGUCCUUCCUCUUUAUCAAUGUAUGUUACAUCAUUUCCACUUGCA